UUGAGAUUCGAAUAUACUUCACUUCUAGAGGAAUGCUUGCACAAUACGUGCUUCAAUCUCAAUCUCACACACCAUGACACUGCUCCUCCAAUGGAUGUGCUACUCGCUCUCGCUGCUCAUCGAUGCCAAUGCCCAGAUUCUUUCAGCAUUUGGAGGACAAGCCCCACAUCGUGCCCCACAUUUGCUAGCGCUUCCAGUCCGGGGUCUCAUCGCGUUUGGCGAUUCCCUGUCCGACACAGGUAACGCGCAAGCCUUGUUUCCCGACGGUGUGCCCGGGGGAUUCCCUUCCGGACUGCCAUACGGGAUCACCUGGCCGGGAUCCAGUAGCACGGGAAGAUCCAGCGAUGGAAAGCUCAUGGUGGACUACUUUGUGAAAGCUCUCGGUCUUGGAGAGGGCGCGGUGGCUUAUUUGGAGGAUUUGCGCCCGGAUCAUAGGAAAAGUGUGAAUUUCGCGCAGGCUGGAGCUACUGCCGCCGCUGCAAGCUUCCAAAAUCCCUUCCACCUCAUGCUCCAAGUGAAGCAGUUCUUGCAGUUUCGAACAAGGGUGAUCAGCCGGGCUCGAGAAAUCGAUCAAGGGACAGUAAAAGGAUGCAACAACUUGUUGCCAGCCCCGUCUUUCUUCAAGAAAUCUCUGUACUUCAUUCUCGUCGGCGGGAACGAUAUCAAUCACAACUUAAAGCCGGAGUUCGGGAACAAAUCGCUCGAGGAGAUUCGCGAUUCGAUCAUCCCUCGGGCGGUGGCCGCUGUUGAAUCCGCAAUAAAAACCUUGCACCGGCAUGGAGCCAGGAAUUUCUUGGUUUUCGGCCGCCCUCCACAGGGUUGCACGCCGCUCUUCAAGACGCUGUACGGAGGCAAGAACCCGGGGGGCUAUGACGCCGGCGGGUGUCUAAUUCCGUACAACAACCUCACGCUCACGCUGCAGCUCGGGCUAAGGGCCGCCACCGAUCGGCUGAGGAAACAACACCGCGACUCGAGAUUCUUCUUUGCGGAUCUCUACAACUCGUUCCUCCACAUCAAGAAGAACGCAGAGCGUUACGGUUUCACAGACACAGACAACGCUUGCUGUGGAUCCGGGAGUCCGUACAACUUCUCACCCCGGAGAAAAUGUGGAUCGCCCGGAGUUCCAGUCUGUGUUGAUCCCUCCAAAUUCGUCUCUUGGGAUGGAAACCAUUUCACGCAAAAGUACUACAAACUGGUGGUCAACUUGAUCUUGUCUGGCAAAUUUGUUGACCCCCCCUUUAAUUUACGCCCUAAAAGUUAACCUGUUA
Selaginella moellendorffii is the source of this 1268-nucleotide messenger RNA. RefSeq names its product GDSL esterase/lipase LIP-4. The transcript is spliced from 5 exons. Gene Ontology annotation, molecular function: lipase activity. The coding region runs from base 74 to 1261 and encodes 395 amino acids. Gene Ontology annotation, biological process: lipid metabolic process. NCBI's taxonomy places the organism in Eukaryota, Viridiplantae, Streptophyta, Lycopodiopsida, Selaginellales, Selaginellaceae. The record is from RefSeq and is a predicted model, not a curated record.